Messenger RNA from Erpetoichthys calabaricus (reedfish), 1614 nucleotides. RefSeq names its product cyclin-dependent kinase inhibitor 1C-like. Gene Ontology annotation, molecular function: cyclin-dependent protein serine/threonine kinase inhibitor activity. Gene Ontology annotation, biological process: regulation of cell cycle. The record is from RefSeq and is a predicted model, not a curated record. The transcript is spliced from 3 exons. Bases 244 to 933 code for a protein of 229 amino acids. Lineage: Eukaryota; Metazoa; Chordata; Cladistia; Polypteriformes; Polypteridae. Gene Ontology annotation, cellular component: nucleus.
UCGUAGUAGCAUUGUUUAAAUACAAGCCUGAGGACGACUCGUUCGCAGUGGCAAAGAAUGCGAGUGUCCAGCGUUUGGUAGGAUACGGUUAAAGGGAAGGUGACGCACGUACGCGGCCCUGGCAAUAUUUGGUCCGUUUAGUAGCUGACGUCGAAUAUCUUUGCACUUUAUUAUUUUCUUCGGUUAUCCAUCCGUGUCUUGUCACUGUUCCUGCUUGGAUUAUCUCCAUUCCUUAAUAGCACUAUGUCGAAUGUUCAGUUGUCCUGCAGUACGUUGGAUAGGCUUGCAGCCAGGAGGACCUUUCCUCUCCACGCCCGAACUGGAGUGUGCAGGAACCUUUUCGGACCGGUGGACCACGACGAGCUUGAUCGGGAGAUGAAGACCAAACUCCGGGAGAUCAGCGAAAGUGACCAGCGCAAGUGGAACUUUAACUUCGAAUCCCACACCCCAGUAGAAGGCGGCGAUUACGUCUGGGAGGCGACGGCGAUGGAUGCGAUCCCCGCGUUCUACAGAGACUCUAUUCAAGUAGGGAGAACACGGAUUACCGUGCCGGUGUGGACGAGGUCUCCCUUGGACUUGCACCAAACGAUUAGUAAUGGCAGGGACGAGUCCAGCGCGGGUCAGGAUUUUUCCUCGCCCUCGGCUUGCACUACCGCCCCGGAGAGUCGAUUAACCGCGGUGGAGGGUGCAGUGAACUCCGGGGACAGGAAUCAAGAAAAUCAAUCGGAUAAUUUAAACUCAGGAAUAAGGACAACCAGCAGAGCCGUGCCGUGCACACCACGAAAACGGGCGCCUGCGAGUGCAAACAGGCAAAUCACAGAGUUUUUCGUUAAAAGGAAGAGGUCGUUGGAAGUAAAGCAAUCUGGUGAAAAUGGCUCUCCUUCGGCGCCCGUGAUCCCCACGGAGCAGACUCCGAGAAAAAGGAUUCGAUGAGGUGGUCGCACUAUAUUUUUUUUUGGUGGUGAAGAUUCUGGUCUAUGGGGUUUCCACCAGAUUGGGAAGUAAAGACCGUCUCUUCGAAGGAGGAGGAGUGCCGGGAAAAGCAGAAACUCUUUGGGGAUUUUCGUGAGGCAGAACCCGGGGACUGUUUAAAAGAAAUCGAUAUGUAGCAACCCAGUGGCCUUGUAUGUAGCCACAAAUCCAGUGUUAUACGCGUUAACAACUGUGCAAUGUAUCUUUAAAGAGGAGGAAAAAAAAAAAAAAAAAGAAGCCUGAUGUCUACACUGGCCAAAAGUGUAAAGCUUUAAAAGUCAUUUAUUGUUUAUUGAUGCAACUUGAGUUGUAUAUUUGUACAAAAUUUAAGAGUAUACUAACUUAUAUUUUAUUUAUGUGUUGAGUUUUUGUCGGUAAAAAGCCAACGGUUUCUUUCUUUUAUGAGCCAAAGGGCACUAUUUUUUUUUUCUUUGCAUAAUGUAUAAAGAUGUUUUUUUUUUAUAUAUUUUUAUAGGUUUUUGUUUUGGUGUCAAUCACAGCAUAAUGUAGCUUUAUGAAUCUUAGUGUACUUGAAGAUGACUAGAAUCCAUUUUUUUUUUUUUUUUUUCUGAGCCUUUUCUGUUUCACUGCCGUUUCCAGAUAACUUCAAACAAAUCUGAAUAAAACAAUGGUUUACUCUGA